Vigna umbellata (rice bean) is the source of this 3110-nucleotide messenger RNA. RefSeq lists its product as uncharacterized. NCBI's taxonomy places the organism in Eukaryota, Viridiplantae, Streptophyta, Magnoliopsida, Fabales, Fabaceae. The record is from RefSeq and is a predicted model, not a curated record.
UUUCUUCCUGUCUGGUCUUUGCAGAUUAAUGUCACACGCAAAGCAGUAACUGUUUCCUUUCAGAAACAUAGACAAGAGUGAAUGCAUACUCAGAGUGUUGAGACCGAUGGAAAAUAGAGCCUAAGCAUUCUUCAGCGACUGGUUUCUUUGUUGAGAGAGAUUCAUGAUAAUGACCCAUAACUUCCAUUUUCAGGGCCCCCCGUUUAAAAAGACUCGACCUUUAUCACACACUAUGUGUUUUCUGGUUGCAAGAAAGAGACUUUAAAAUGGGGUUCUUCUUCAGAUGAUGGACUUUGUUUCUGCUUCAGAUUUGGGUUCUUGAGAGAAAGUAACUGUCAACAGGAUCUCAUUGUUUGAUACGGCCAACGUUAUAAUGGAGGUUCACAGAAGACGUUUCAAGGGAAGCUUUCUUAGCUUCUUUGACUGGAAUGCUAAAUAUCAAAAGAAGCACCUUUCUCACGAUCCUAAGUUGCCUGAAAUUUCAAAGCAAGGAAAGGAAAACGUGGACAAUUUGCCAAAGUCAGAGGUCAAUGAGAUGAAAAUGAAUGACAAUGGAGCAAAUCCUGCAAGUUCUGAUUUUGAUUGUGCCAUAUCAAUUAGUAGUGAUGAAGGGUGUCAGACUAAAGCCCCAGGGUUACUAGCCAGACUCAUGGGUUUGGAUUCACUGCCAGUUUCAAAUGUCUCUGAGCUAUCUUCAUUAUCCACUUCCUUAUAUGGCUCCAACUCUCUUGAAUCUUCUCGUACUCCUGAUGAGGAUGUUCUUCUCUCAACGGUUGACCAUUGUUGUAAUGUUGAUUCGAUAAACAUGGGACUUAAGUCGGUGAAGUCUUCUUGGAGUGUCAUGGAAUCAAAAGAGAGAAAUCCAGCCAUGAAAAGAUUUCAGACUGAAAUGCUGCCUCCAAGGUCUGCCAAAACCAUUCCAGUUACUCACGACAAACUUUUGUCUCAACCUAAGCAUGCAGCUCAAAUUAUGGAGGCAGCUGCCAAAAUAAUUGAGGUAAGUCCCCAGCCAUGUAAGAGGAACAGAAUGUCUUCAACUGGACCUUCAUCUGUACCCUUAAGAAUUCUUGAACUCAAAGAGAAAUUGGAAGCUUCCCAACAUGAAUCCAAGUUCACAGGUAAGCACACUGCUAACCCUCUGAAUGGCAAGCCUAGUGAGAGGAGAAAUAGUUUAUGUAAAUCUACUCCAAGUUCAACAGGUUCAAGAGAUUCAGAAAAAAACAGUUCUUGCCGGUUGCCAAGCAAAAGAAAAUCUGCUUCACUUGCAAUUCCAUCUAGAACCAAUGUUCAGAACUGUGAUGAAUUGACUUUGAAUGGUAAUAGGGGAUGUGUGAAGCAGAAGGAACAUAAUGAUAUCAAAUCAAACCAGUUGUCUCGGAGCCAGAAGAAACGAAGUACAGACCGAGCCAGAGUCAUUCAGCAGAAAGCUUGUAAUGGCCAGAAUAGUAAUGUGCUUGGGAAGAAUAACCAAAAACUGUGUAGUGAAACCACCAAAAGUAACCCGACUUCCAAGGCAUACUCGCAUAAACCAACACAAAAUUGGUCUUCAGAAAGUUCUACUAGAGCAAAGAAGACCACAAAAAGGGGUGUUGUAAAAGCCAACACUGAGCCCAAAGGGUCAGACACAAGGGUAAUAGGUGCUACCAAACCAGUUUCCAAAAGAAAGAGCAUUUCCCAAAAGAAAAACUAUAUGAAUAGGGAUGUUCACAAUGAGGCAAGAGGCACUGAUACUGCGGCUAAUAAUUAUGAAAACAAGUCUAUAAAAUGCAAUAUUACAACUGACGGAAGUAUUAACCAGGAUGCAUUUAGUAUGAAAGGAAGCAAUGGUGUGAUUUCAUUUAUAUUUACAUCUCCUUUGAGAAGAAAAAGUCCUGAGUUACAGUCCUCCAUUGAGAAAAUGGUGGAAACAAGGAACAAAACUGAUGUCAAUUCUUGUAGCAAUAAUGAUAUGCUCAAUCCCAGAAAAUCAUCAUUAUCUCCUCCCAGGUUACAUGUUAUAGAUGGUGAGGCUUUAAGUGUCCUUUUGGAGAGAAAGCUGCAAGAAUUGACAUCUAGAAUUAACCCAACUCAAUGCUCUGUGAUGAAAGAAUGGUCUUCUGCUGGUUUGGAAGACAGAAGUUUUCACCCCAACCUGGUUAGUAAUAAAUUGGACAGCAGGCAUGACAAUUGUUUGUCAAGUGAUAGCAUGGUGCUUAGUAUGAAUCAGCAACCACAGACAUCAGAAUCAAUAGAAGGGCCUAGCUGCAGCAGCAACAGCGAAAGCAGAAAUGAAAGUUACUUAGAUAGUGCAUAUGGCAGCACAGUUUAUUCUUCCAUGCAAGAUGAAGAGGUAUCUGAUUUUUCUCCAAUGAAUGAAUCUCUGAGGUCUGAGCAAAGCUCUUGCAUAAUGAUGGGAGAUGACAUGAUUGCCAUUGAACAAUCAAGUAUAAUGUCAAAUUCAGUCGAGUUUACAAGAUUAUCUAGGAACGUGGAAUUUGAAUACGUAAAGGAUAUACUCAACAGUGCAGAGCUGGUGACAGAAAAAUUUCUGAUGGGUGAGACAGAUAAGAUCAUAAUGCCAAAUCUCUUUGAUCUGUUGGAGACUAAGAGCACUGUGGCAGAAAGCUAUGAAGAGUACUAUAAGAUCGAGAGAAAGGUUAUAUUUGACACAGUGAGUGAAUGCUUAGAGUUAAGAUGUAGAAAAGUUUUUGUUGGAAGCUGCAAAGCAAUGCCUAAAUGGAUGGCUUCAGUUCAGAAGAAGAGCUCUUUAGCUGAAGAUUUGUACAAGGAAAUGUUGAACCUUAGGAGCAUGGAAGAAUCAGUGGUGGAGGAACUAGUCUACAAGGACAUGAGUACUCCAUGGGGUAGAUGGCUUGAGUUUGACACUGAAGCAUUUGAAGAGGGUUUAGAACUUGAAUUUGAUGUUUUCACAUGUUUGAUUAACGAAUUGGUUUCUGAUUUGUUGCAGUUUUAAUUCCUCAGCGACAUUUUUCACAAUAUAUGUAUACGUAAUCACAUGGUAGGCUUUGUAAUAGUUUUAUAUUAUUGUAAACAACCAUACCAUCAAAGUUUCCUUGUAGGAUCUUUCAUUGGAUACUCAUUAUUUUUAUGCUUAUUGACUGGUAGAAUUU